GCAACCCGGCAGGUUUGUGUCAAAGUGUGUCAGUGUCAGAUCAAUCAAACGCCGUGUGCUGCGUUGAUUAUAAAUCGUGACGUAGAUUUUGUAUUAAUUUCCAUUCAAAUACCGUUUUCCACAAUCGGGAUUCGGGAGUGUGCUUGUGCCUUCGAUAAGUGGCUAAAAAAAGUUAAAAAACUAUCAUGGCCGCCACGAACAAUCCUUACCAACACCUUCUGAAGACUAUCCAGAUCGACGGGAAACAGUUCAAGUAUUAUGACGUCACUGGUCUUGGAGAGAAAUACGAUCGUCUCCCCUACUCCAUAAGGGUACUCCUGGAGUCUUGCGUGAGGAAUUGUGAUGGCUUCCAAGUUCUGCAGAAGGAUGUCCAGAACGUACUGGAGUGGGAAACCAAUCAGGCUGUCGAAGGGGGCGUUGAGAUCGCCUUUAAGCCGGCCAGGGUCAUUUUGCAGGAUCUCACAGGUGUACCAGCUGUGGUAGACUUCGCAGCGAUGCGUGAUGCUGUAAAGGAUCUGGGUGGAGAUCCGCAGAAGAUCAACCCGAUCUGCCCAGCUGACCUUGUCAUUGACCAUUCAGUCCAAGUUGAUUUCGCUAGAAGUCCAGACGCUCUGAACAAGAACCAAGAAUUGGAAUUCGAGAGGAACAAGGAACGGUUCCAGUUCCUCAAAUGGGGGGCUCAGGCCUUCGACAAUAUGCUGAUCGUGCCACCUGGUUCCGGAAUUGUCCACCAGGUUAACUUGGAGUACCUGGCUCGCGUGGUCUUCAGCAAGGAUCUCCUCCACCCUGACUCCGUGGUAGGCACAGACAGUCACACGACCAUGAUUAACGGCCUCGGGGUCGUCGGAUGGGGUGUUGGUGGAAUCGAAGCCGAAGCAGUAAUGUUGGGACAGGCGAUCAGUAUGCUGUUACCCAAAGUGGUUGGAUACAAACUCGUCGGGGAACUGAACCCGCUAGCCACGUCCACUGAUUUAGUUCUUACCAUCACCAAGCAUCUUCGGUCCUUGGGUGUAGUGGGUAAGUUCGUGGAGUUCUAUGGCCCCGGAGUGUCGGCCUUGAGCAUCGCUGACAGGGCGACUGUAGCAAACAUGUGUCCAGAAUUCGGUGCCACGGUCGCGCAUUUCCCCGUCGACGAGCGAUCUCUACAGUAUCUGUGUCAGACUAACCGCUCCAAGGAGAAGAUAGCCAUCAUUGAAGCGUACCUUCGCGCCACGAAGCAGUUCCGGGAUUACAAUAAUCCCGCACAGGACCCUAUUUUCUCUGAAGUAGUGGAAUUGGAUCUUUCGACAGUGGUGACAUCUGUUAGCGGACCGAAGCGUCCUCAGGAUAGAGUGUCCGUCUCCGUGAUGAAGAAGGAUUUCCAGGACUGUUUGACGAACAAGGUCGGCUUCAAAGGCUACGGUCUCUCCCCCGCCAACCUUUCAGCAUCAGGCAGCUUCAGCUACAGCGAUGGCAAGACCUACACCAUUACUCACGGAUCCGUGAUCAUAGCCGCCAUUACAUCCUGCACCAAUACUUCCAACCCUAGCGUCAUGCUGGGCGCCGGUCUUCUCGCGAAGAAGGCGGUGGAGAAUGGUCUUAGCGUGCUCCCCUACAUUAAGACCUCACUGUCACCUGGAUCUGGAGUGGUGACCUAUUAUCUCAGGGAAUCUGGAGUGGUCCCGUACUUAGAGAAACUUGGCUUCAACAUAGUCGGAUAUGGUUGUAUGACGUGUAUAGGAAACUCAGGGCCUAUUGACGACAAUAUCGCCAACACAAUUGAGAAGAACGAGCUGGUAUGCUGUGGCGUGCUCUCAGGCAAUCGUAACUUCGAAGGUCGCAUCCAUCCCAACACGCGAGCUAAUUACCUCGCUUCGCCUCUCCUGGUCAUCGCUUACGCCCUCGCCGGGACUGUCGACAUCGAUUUUGAAACUCAACCGUUAGGUACCAGAGCGGACGGAAGCCCGGUGUAUUUGCGUGAGAUCUGGCCAACUCGCGCUGAGAUACAGGAGGUCGAGAACAAACACGUCAUCCCUGGAAUGUUUAAGGAGGUAUACGCUAAAAUUGAGCUGGGCUCUCCGUCGUGGCAAGCGCUGGACGUGCCACAGGGCAAACUGUACGGCUGGGACCCCAACUCCACCUACAUCAAGAAACCACCGUUCUUCGACGGUAUGACCAGGGACCUGAAGCCCCGUCAAGGUGUGAAGAACGCCCGUUGCCUCCUUCUCCUGGGAGACUCGGUGACGACGGACCACAUCUCCCCAGCGGGCUCCAUCGCGAGGAACUCGCCGGCUGCACGGUUCUUAGCUGAUCGAGGCUUAACUCCCCGCGAAUUCAACUCUUACGGGUCCCGUCGAGGCAACGACGCGGUCAUGUCUCGCGGUACUUUCGCCAACAUCCGUAUCGUGAACAAGAUGGCGCCCGCACCCGGGCCUAAGACCACUCACCAUCCCAGUGGAGACCUCAUGGAUAUAUUUGAUGCCGCCGACAGAUACGCCUCCGAGAACGUUCCUCUCAUCGCUGUGGUUGGAAAGGACUAUGGUUCUGGUUCCAGUCGCGACUGGGCAGCUAAAGGACCCUACCUACUUGGCAUUCGUGCGGUUAUAGCGGAGUCCUUCGAACGGAUUCAUCGCUCCAACCUAGUCGGUAUGGGAAUCAUUCCCCUACAGUUUAUGGAGGGAGAAAACGCUGAGACUUUCGGCCUGAAUGGCAGCGAAAUAUUCAACAUUGAAUUACCCGAGAAUAUUACUCCGGGACAAAUAAUCAGUGUUCAGGUGGACAACGGAAAGACAUUCCAAGUUAAGGUCCGUUUUGAUACAGAAGUCGACCUAACAUACUUUAAGAACGGCGGUAUACUCAACUAUAUGAUCAGAAAAAUGUUGUAACCAUAUAAAUAUAUG
Spodoptera exigua (beet armyworm) is the source of this 2879-nucleotide messenger RNA. The record is from the annotation of a GenBank genome assembly. NCBI's taxonomy places the organism in Eukaryota, Metazoa, Arthropoda, Insecta, Lepidoptera, Noctuidae.